Molecule: messenger RNA, 2450 nt
Organism: Prunus avium (sweet cherry)
Lineage: Eukaryota; Viridiplantae; Streptophyta; Magnoliopsida; Rosales; Rosaceae
Source: RefSeq, a predicted model, not a curated record
CUAGAUUUAGAAGAAAGAAAGAAACAGGUAGUGGAAUAGAAGAAGAAGAAGAAGAGACGACCUUUCUCUAUUAAUUUGAAGCUUUUCAGGUUUGGUGGGCGACCUCAGUUCUUCUGACCUGCUUCUUCACGACCCUUAUUUUGUUCUCUUCCUCUUACUAUAAAAUUCCAAGAAUUCCCCAAAUUCACUCUCCAAAAUCCUACUUUUUUCUCCACAAAAUUCUCCAAUUCUCCCCAAUUUUCUCAUCAAAUUCUCGCGGAUCAGAACCGUAUUUGCCUUAAUUUAUUAUUGUCAGGAAAGAGAACGAGAUUCAGAUAGAGAAAAAUGUUUAACGGAAUGAAUAUGAUGGAUCCUGAGUUGAUGAGACUCGCUCAGGAGCAGAUGAGUCGCAUGUCACCCGCCGAGUUGGCGAAGAUCCAGCAGCAGAUGAUGGCUAAUCCAGAAUUGAUGAGGAUGGCCUCCGAGGGCAUGAAGAACAUGAGGCCUGAAGACUUGAAACAGGCUGCAGAGCAGUUGAAGCAGACCCGUCCGGAAGAGAUGGCUGAGAUUGGUGAGAGGAUGGCUAGUGCAUCGCCUGAAGAGAUAGCAGCUAUGCGUGCCCGUGUUGAUGCCCAGGCCUCUUACGAAUUGAAUGCAGCCCAGAUGCUGAAGAAUCAGGGAAAUGCACUUCAUAGCCAGGGCAAGUUCAAUGACGCCUUGCAGAAAUACUUGCUUGCAAAAAAAAACCUGAAUGGUCUUCCAUCAUCUAAAGGCAGAUCGCUUCUGAUGGCAUGCUCACUCAACUUAAUGUCUUGUUACUUGAAAACAAAGCAGUAUGAUGAAUGCAUAAAGGAAGGUUCUGAGGUUUUGGCUUAUGAUGCAAACAAUGUCAAAGCUCUUUACCGGAGAGGUCAAGCAUAUAAAGAAAUGGGUCUAUUAGAAGAUGCUGUCUCUGAUCUGAGCGAGGCACAUAAAGUUUCCCCUGAUGACGAAACUAUUGCAGAUGUUUUAAGAGAUACUGAGGAAAGAUUGGGUGAAGAGGGAGUUCAGUCUACACGAAGAGGAUUAGUAAUUGAAGAAAUAACUGAAGAAGUUGAGACUGUGCCAUCUGCUAACCAUAAAAGCUCAUCUACAAACCAUUCUCCGGCACAACCAAAGGAAAGUAAUGACAUUUCAAAGACUCGGAUUGCAACUAAGCCUGAGAUUCUGCCAACCAAUUCAGAGCAUUUGGAGGCUUUAAAAAAUAACCCAGAAGCUAUCAGGUUUGUUUUGUUUGUGAACAAACUGCACCUUCUGAUUAUGAUUGAUGGUUACGAAGAGGUUCCUGCUGACAUGGUUAAGACCGCCUCAAACAUGAUUAGCAAAAUGUCACCUGAAGAACUACAGAAAAUGCUUGAAUUGGCUUCCUCAUUUCAGGGGGAUAAUCCUUUUCUAAAGGGAGGUUCCAGUUCUAAUAUCAACAAUUCAGUAACUCCGAAUGUGUCUCCGGAUAUGCUUAAAACUGCAUCUGAUAUGAUGAGUAAAAUGCCACCGGAGGAGCUUCAGAAAAUGUUUGAAGUAGCAUCUUCUUUUAAAGGGAAAGACUCUUCUACAACACCAGCAUCUGUUGGGGCUAACAGAAGAAGUUCAUCAAAUUAUUCAGAAAGCCGUGAAAACUCUGCAGUAAAUGCAACUCAUGAUGUAGGUGAAACUAGCUCCCAUGGAAUGUUUCCGAAUCUGGGAAGUGCUCCUCAAUCAAGCUUCCCUGCCUCUGCUGUUGAUAUGCAAGAACAAAUGAGAAACCAAAUGAAGGAUCCUGCAAUGCAACAUAUGUUCUCAUCCAUGAUUAAAAAUAUGAGCCCAGACAUGAUGGCAAACAUGGGCGAGCAAUUUGGUUUCAAGCUUUCUCGGGAAGAUGCCGCAAAAGCUCAGCAAGCAAUGUCUUCUUUGUCGCCACAGGACUUGGACAGAAUGAUGAAAUGGGCAGAUAGGAUUCAAAGAGGAUUGGAAGGUGCAAGGAAGACAAAGAAUUGGCUGCUAGGGAGAGCUGGUUUGGCUUUGGCUAUAUGCAUGCUCAUUUUAGCUGUACUGCUUCAUCGUUUGGGCUACAUUGGUGGUUAGAGUGUAAUUUUGUUCCUGAAUUAUGAAAGAAGCAUUCGGAGUCCAACCUCUAGCUAAGUGACACUUCCAAAAGCCAAUGUCUCCCUGAAUGCUCAGGAGAGGUGCUGUGCAACGGUUAUUUAUCGUCGAGGAAAGGAAGAAAAUGGGAGGGGAGGGAGGAGGGGUUCUUCUUCAAUGGGUAAAGAUAGUCCCAUGAUCUCUUUUUGCAUGUACGUCGUCACUAGUCGUAGCAUUAUUUGAUUUGUUGAGACCUUUGAGGCUUGCAUUUGCUUUUGCAUAAUUGGAAUCUCGCAAAAGGGAUCCAUUAUGGAAUUGAUUUGCACUACUUUCUGUAAAAUUAUGGUAAUAAUAAGUAAUCUAAUCCCAGAGCG